This is a messenger RNA of Symbiodinium pilosum, 1272 nucleotides long. NCBI's taxonomy places the organism in Eukaryota, Dinophyceae, Suessiales, Symbiodiniaceae. The record is from the annotation of a GenBank genome assembly.
AUGGCCGCCGCGAUUUAUGACACCGUGCACAUAGGUAGCCUGCCUCCAGGCACAACCGACGCAUCCAUCAGGCAGAUCUUUGGACAAUAUGCCCCUAUACACAUUACAAACAUCUUGGAAUCAGCUCCAGGGCAGGCAGUGGAGGCCUUGGUUGGAGUUGGGAAGGAAGCAUCCGCUUGGCUCGUCCAGAAUCUGAACGGCAACAUACCGCAAGGCAUGUCUACACCAGUGACCAUUCAGAUGAUGCCUUCCGAACUCCAGCAUGAGAAGAAGGAGUCUGCACCAGAUCAGGGGUACCAAAUGGUACAGUCGCCAGGCCAAGCACAGGCAAGCGCACCACACAGCGGCCACAGCAUGUACGUGGAAGGAAUACCAGAGGGCUUUUCUGAGGAGAACGUGCGACAGAUCUUCGGCCAGUAUGCAACAAUUGUCUCUGUCAAAUUCGUACCUGCUGGGAAGGGAGCCUCGCAGUCAUGGCUGCUCGAAUGUGGAAGGGCGGAGGAGGCCAAGUAUUUCCUCGACACCCUGAACGGAAACAUCCCGCAAGGUCUGCAGCAACCAGUUGCAAUAAGACCGGGAUCAGGUCCUACGGAGGAUCCACAUUCCAUGCAACUAGUGCCUAUACAGGGCAAGGGGAAGAGCAAGGCCGACAUCCCACAAUUGACUCUAUACGUCACAGGUCUUCCCGCGAACUCCACAGAAGACAGCCUCCGUGAUUUCUUCGUGCAGUAUGGAGACGUAUACAGCAGCAAGGUGCUGCCCCCCUCCGGCAAGUCCACCAGGGCAGGCUUCAUCCGCAUGGCGCAAGUUGAAGCUGAGUGGGCCAUUGAGAACCUCAACAACUUCCAGCCUGAGGGCUAUCCCGGACCGCUUACUGUGACAUAUCCGAAGGAUCAUUCUGACAAGGGCAAAGGCAAGGGCUACCAGUUUGAUGCUUCGUCUAUGUCAAAUGGCGGGGCUGCAUUUGGCAAGGGCGACUAUGCCGACAGCUUCAAGGGCGACGCGGGCAAGUCUUGGGGCGGUGAGAAGGGCGAAUCUUGGGGAAAUGGCACCGAUGUGAAGAGCGUAUUCAACAGUGGGCCCAAAGGCAUGUGGAGCUCCAAGGGCGCACCCCAGGGAAAGGAAAAGGGAUGGGGGAAAGACAAGGGCAUGGACAAAGGGAAGAGCGCCAAAUCCGAAAUGGCUGGAUGGGACGGUAAUUACGGAGGUUGUUGGGGCAAGGGAGGUGGCAAGACGUUUGCAAAGGGCAAGAGCAAGAAGGGGCCGUAUUAG